Molecule: messenger RNA, 1515 nt
Organism: Fusarium coffeatum
Lineage: Eukaryota; Fungi; Ascomycota; Sordariomycetes; Hypocreales; Nectriaceae
Exons: 3
Coding region: 1-1515 (504 amino acids)
Biological process (GO): transmembrane transport
Cellular component (GO): membrane
Molecular function (GO): transmembrane transporter activity
Source: RefSeq, a predicted model, not a curated record
AUGUCUCCGCCGUCGAGUCUGAAUGAUGUAGAGGACCAGACAGAGUCGACAUCAUGGCUGGCAAAGGUCCAUCCAUAUUUUAAAAACCCAUCGCAUGUCUUGGUUUUCAAACUAGAUUGCCUCUUGCUUGUGUGGGCGUUCAUAGCGGGUCUUUUCAAGGAUAUGGAUCAAUCUGCUACGACAGCUGCUUUCGUCUCGGGCAUGAAAGAAGAUCUAAAUCUCUACGGCAAUGAACUCGUUGAGUUUACGACGUAUUUCUCUAUCGGAUAUGCUCUUUUCAUCGUCCCGUCACAACUUAUCCAGACGCGCGUUCGACCAUCGCUUUUCUUACCAGUUUGUGAAAUUAUCUGGGGUCUUUUUACGCUUUUCACUUAUAAAGCGCCGAAUGCGAAAGUUAUUUAUGCGUUGCGAUUUCUUCUUGGUGUUUUUGAGUCUACGUCAUGGCCUGGUAUCGUGAACUUGAUCUUCAACUGGUAUCGUCCUGAAGAGCUUGGCAAACGACUCGCCAUCUUUGGAGUGAGCGGUGUAGCAGGAAAUAUGUUCCUAGGCAUCGUCCAAGCAGCUCUCUACAAGAACCUCAACGGCGUCUCCGGUCUCGCAGGCUGGCAAUGGCUCUUCAUCGUCAGCGGUAUCAUGACGAUAUUCUGGGGUUUUGUCGGUCUCCUCAUCAUUCCCGAUUCGCCAGCGAUCACGAGAGCUCUCUGGCUUACAGAUGCUGAAAAAGAGCUUUCUCGACUACGAAUGAGCGACAGUGGUGUCAAGACCUCCAAGAUCAUCCCGUUUAAAACUCUGCUUCAUAAGAUGAAGCUGCUUGUUCAGAGCCCUUUGUCAUAUCUGUUUCUGGCGGCGUAUCUGCAGUUUGCUUGGAGUCAACGCGCCAAUUCAUACUUCCUGCUCUUUCUCAAAGGCCUUACUCUACGCAACGGCACUCCACGGUACUCGAUCUACACCGUCAACCUCAUUCCUUUAGGUGGCUACGCAAUCAGUAUAGUCUGCAACAUCGGUCUCAACGCACUCAGCGACUGGAAAGAUUGGCGAUGGCAAGUCAGCAUCUUCGCAGCAACAAUUCAACUCAUCGCAACGUCCGUUUUGUCCGGCUGGCCCAGUUCCUGGCAUACGAUCAUGGCAUUCUACUUCCUCACCUUUGCGACAGCCGCAUGGGGAUACGCUUUACUCGCCUGGCUGGGCGAUAUUCUUCGCAAAGAACCUGAAGUGCGGUCUAUCUUGGUUGCUAUCGCUAUUACCUUGACAUACGUCGGACACGCGACUAUCCCACUACGAGCAUGGAGAGUCAGCGAUUCGCCGAGAUAUCCAGUCGGUUUCCCUCUGGCAGCUGCAUUUAGUGCGGGAAGUAUUAUGGCUAUCUUGGGCAUUUUGUGGUAUGUAAGAAGGUACCCACAGGUUAUGAGUUGGGGGUUGGAUCCUGUUAAGGAUACUGCUGUGGAGGAAGAGAUCAUCCCGAGAAACGAUGAUGAUGAUAGGAAGCGACCUGAUGAAAGGAGCAGUCAACUCUAA